AUGGAAAAUCGGAAGCGUGCGAGGGAAGACUUAUCAUGUACUAACGCUUUUACUACUCCAAAAAAGCAAAUCACCGAAGAGACACAGCGAGACCGUGACUUUAAGCACUGGGGCGUUGAGGAAACAUGCAGUUACCUUCGGCAAGAGGGACUCGGCGUUUGGGAAAGUAAAUUCGAAGAAGAGAGAAUCACUGGGGUGGGCUUGCGCUACAUCACUGAUGAACGACUGGAGAAAAUGGGUGUAGGCCCUCUGGGUGAGAGACUAAAGAUCCUCCACUCUCUGGAGAAGCUGUGGCAAAUAUCGGCAGAGCACAUGAAGGUUUUCAACGACCCCAUCCACGGACACAUUGAAAUACACCCUCUUCUAGUCCGGAUCAUAGACACACCCCAGUUCCAGAGGCUCCGACAUAUCAAACAGCUAGGAGGGACUUACCUGGUUUUCCCUGGGGCAUCUCACAACCGGUUUGAACACUGUAUUGGUGUUGGGUACCUCGCGGGUCAGCUGGUCCAGACCCUGAACAAGAAACAACCAGAACUGCUCAUAACACGACAGGAUAUCCUGUGUGUUCAGAUUGCUGGUCUAUGUCAUGACUUAGGACAUGGUCCAUUCUCUCAUAUGUAUGAUGGCAUGUUUAUCCCUAAAGUUCGUCCUGACGUUGUGUGGAAGCAUGAGAAGGCUUCAGUGCAGAUGUUUGACCACAUGGUCAAGGAGAACAAACUGGAGCCUGUAAUGGAGAAGUAUGGUUUGAUCUUGCCUGAUGAUCUUGACUUCAUUAAGGAGCAGAUUGCCGGACCCCUUCAUCCCCCUGUCUCAACCAGUAAAGGACAAGCCCCAUGGCCUUACAAAGGGAGGCCGAAGGAGAAGUCCUUCCUCUACGAGAUUGUGGCAAAUAAAAGAAAUGGUAUUGAUGUGGAUAAAUGGGACUAUUUUGCCAGGGAUUGCUAUCACCUGGGAAUCCAUAAUAACUUUGACCAUCGCCGCUUCCUGAAAUUCGCCCGUGUGUGUGACGUAGACGGGAAGAAAUAUAUCUGCACCAGAGACAAGGAAGUGGGUAAUCUCUAUGAUAUGUUCCACACUCGAAACUGCCUGCAUCGCAGAGCCUACCAGCAUAAAGUGGGUAACAUCAUCGAGACCAUGAUAACAGAGGCUUUCGUGAAGGCUGAUCCCCACAUUCAGAUCCAGGGCUCUGGGGGAAAGAUGUUCACCCUCUCCUCAGCCAUAGAUGACAUGGAGGCCUACACCAAACUCACAGAUCACGUAUUUGAACAGAUCCUUUAUUCCCCCUCUCUGGAACUGAAGGAGGCAAGAGACAUCCUCCAGAACAUCAUCUGCAGACGGCUCUACAAAUGCGUUGGGCAGACCCAACCAGAGACGUAUGUGGAAGUCUCACAGGAAGAGCUUUUAGUCUGGGCCAGUGAUGUAGCCAAUUCUAAACCCGAUGGAACAGAUGUGAUCCUGAUACCUGACGACUUUAUUGUCAGUGUCAUUUAUAUGGACUAUGGUAUGAAGGAGAAGAACCCCAUCAACAAAGUUCACUUCUACUGCAAGAACAACCCCACCAAAGCCAUCAAGAUCCGUAAAAAUCAGGUCUCCAAGCUCCUGCCAGAGAAGUUUGCUGAACAGUUGAUCAGGGUGUAUUGUAAGAGGACAGAUGAGAAGAGCAUUGAGGCAGCCAAGAAGUACUUUGUGAAUUGGUGUAUCCGUAAAAACUUCUCCAAGCCUCAGGAUGGAGAUGUCAUCGCACCAGAACUCACUCCACUGAAGCCAAGCUGGGCAGCCAGCAAUGAUGAGGAAGAUGAUGGCAGUGAGCGUCCGAGGGGUACAGACCGCUCCACCACGAGGAUUGGGAACAAUGUGAAGACCAAUCUCUUUCCUUCUCACACAGAGAAUCACACACCCUGA
Chanos chanos (milkfish) is the source of this 1902-nucleotide messenger RNA. Its product is annotated as deoxynucleoside triphosphate triphosphohydrolase SAMHD1-like. Bases 1 to 1902 code for a protein of 633 amino acids. The record is from RefSeq and is a predicted model, not a curated record. Gene Ontology annotation, biological process: defense response to virus; dGTP catabolic process; regulation of innate immune response. The transcript has 16 exons. Gene Ontology annotation, cellular component: nucleus. NCBI's taxonomy places the organism in Eukaryota, Metazoa, Chordata, Actinopteri, Gonorynchiformes, Chanidae. Gene Ontology annotation, molecular function: protein binding; dGTPase activity.